Messenger RNA from Necator americanus (New World hookworm), 378 nucleotides. RefSeq lists its product as uncharacterized. NCBI's taxonomy places the organism in Eukaryota, Metazoa, Nematoda, Chromadorea, Rhabditida, Ancylostomatidae. The record is from RefSeq and is a predicted model, not a curated record. Bases 1 to 378 code for a protein of 125 amino acids. The transcript has a single exon.
AUGGAAAACGACUUGAAGGAAGAACUGAAUACAAGAAUGAGAGCAGCAUGGGCAGCAUUCGCAACCGUCAGGGAAGCUACGGACCAACUGACGGACCAAGAUCUUCGUGCCCAUCUGUUCGACUCGACAGUCCUUCCAGCGCUCUGUUACGCAGCGGAGACGUGGGCAGACACCGCGGCCACGUCUAGGAAGCCAAUUACUACCCACAGAGCCCUUGAGAGAUAUCUCCUGAAGUUUACCCGGCGCACACAACACUUAGGCGGUCUUCGUAGCUCCAAAUUAAAAGGAAUGUCCCGUCUUCGCGACCCAGCGGAAUAUGUAUUGAAAGCAAAACAUAGAUGGGCCGGUCACAUCAUGAGAAGAAUCGGCGAUAGAUAG